This is a messenger RNA of Dromaius novaehollandiae (emu), 1163 nucleotides long. RefSeq names its product LITAF domain containing (gene LITAFD). The transcript has 5 exons. Bases 138 to 572 code for a protein of 144 amino acids. Gene Ontology annotation, molecular function: zinc ion binding. Lineage: Eukaryota; Metazoa; Chordata; Aves; Casuariiformes; Dromaiidae. Gene Ontology annotation, cellular component: nucleus; cytoplasmic side of lysosomal membrane; cytoplasmic side of late endosome membrane. The record is from RefSeq and is a predicted model, not a curated record.
CACGACUGAGGCAUGACAGCAGGUCAUGUCAUUGGUCAUAUGCACUGCUUUCUUCCCUAGAGACAGCUGCAUUGAAGAGACGUGAAGCAUUUUUGCUCCCCAAAUUUGGCACUGCUACCUAAAGGAGAACCACAGAGAUGGCUAGGGAGAAGGGACUUACAGAAAUUCCUAUGAUUAUGUACGAACCGCAUCGAGAACCCUACGUACAAGAACCCUCUGCACCAGAAUACCGCGGGCAAGAGGGGGGUUACGAAUAUCCUUCUCCCCCACCUUACUCCUACCGAGAAACAGUCGAGCGACCAGUUUACAUGGUGUCUCAGCCGCCAGUCAUUUUAGCAGGAAUCUUCUCAAGCAAACCAGCAUCCACAAUAUGCCCUUCCUGCCACCAGCACAUUACCACACAAGUCACCUACAGACUGGGCAGACUGUCUUAUCUUCUGUGCACCAGCUUAUGUAUGAUCGGGUGCUGUUUUGGAUGCUGCUUCGUUCCUCUGCUCAUGAAGAUCUUCAAGGACGCAGACCAUUACUGCCCGUUUUGCCAAUUUCAUAUUUAUAGAUACAAAAGACUGUAAGAACAAAGUUUAUACAACCGUAUGAUGCCAAGUCUCUCCAUUUCCUAAUGGUGUAAGAUUUCAUAGGUAAAAAUACUACUAGGAAACAUAAAGAAGUAGGCUUAAAUACUGCAACUCCCUCACUGACUAAUCCAGCUGAACUUUAUCAUCACAUAGUUGGACUGACUAAAAAAAAAAAAGCCUCAAGCCUAGUUUAUAUUGUCACUUGAAUUUAUACUCUAUUUGGAUGCUUUUCUUGAGCUAUGAAGUGAUAUGAAGUGACCAGCUAGUGAAUACUUUGGUGCUCUCAUCGCUCCAUUCAAAUCUCUAAUCCAGCUGGGACACACUCGCUCCUGGACUUUUCAAAACAUCAGUAAGUGAGAGGUUUGCAAAUGCAUGUUUUGGAUAAGCACUUCAUUUUUACACCAAAACUGACUGGUCAGGAUUUGUUUCUCUGUGCUCCUCUUUGUAUGGGACCUACCCCUGCAGGGCUGUGGGUGGUACAGUAUAGCUGAUUAUUUAUUAAUGGGAUACUAAGUUAUUAAAUUGUCAUGUCUGUUAUAUAUGAGGUAAGGAAAUAAACCUUUCAUCAUUACCAGUUCUGCCAAAACA